This is a messenger RNA of Callithrix jacchus (white-tufted-ear marmoset), 3317 nucleotides long. RefSeq names its product DENN domain containing 10 (gene DENND10). Gene Ontology annotation, biological process: regulation of early endosome to late endosome transport; protein transport. Gene Ontology annotation, molecular function: guanyl-nucleotide exchange factor activity; small GTPase binding. Gene Ontology annotation, cellular component: late endosome. The record is from RefSeq and is a predicted model, not a curated record. Lineage: Eukaryota; Metazoa; Chordata; Mammalia; Primates; Cebidae.
GGGUGGAGACGGGCCUUACGGAGGGCGGGGCGCGGCCGGGGUGCAAGGCGGGUACUGCAGGCAGCAGCCAGCGCUGCGCUCCGCGGCGGCGGAAGAUGGCUGCGGCCGAGGCGGUGGACACUCAGCUGAUGCUUGGAGUCGGGCUGAUCGAAAAGGACACAAAUGGAGAAGUUCUGUGGGUAUGGUGUUAUCCUUCCACGACAGCCACAUUAAGGAGCCUGCUGCUGAGGAAAUGCUGCCUUACAGAUGAAAAUAAACUUCUCCAUCCCUUUGUCUUUGGUCAGUACAGAAGAACAUGGUUUUAUAUCACAACAAUUGAAGUUCCAGAUUCUUCUGUUUUGAAAAAGGUAUGCAUGAAGGUGACUCAUUUUUCUAUUGUUCUGACUGCCAAAGAUUUUAACCCAGAGAAGUAUGCUGCCUUCACUAGGAUAUUGUGUAGAAUGUACCUGAAACACGGGAGCCCAGUUAAAAUGAUGGAGAGUUAUAUUGCAGUUCUCACAAAGGGGAUAUGCCAGAGUGAAGAAAAUGGCUCUUUCCUUAGCAAGGACUUUGAUGCUCGAAAGGCCUACCUGGCUGGCUCCAUCAAAGACAUUGUAUCUCAGUUUGGAAUGGAAACUGUUAUCUUACACACAGCUCUGAUGCUAAAGAAAAGAAUUGUGGUGUAUCACCCCAAAAUAGAAGCGGUCCAGGAGUUUACCAGGACUCUGCCUGCCCUGGUGUGGCACCGACAGGACUGGACCAUCCUUCACCCUUACGUGCACCUCAAUGCCGAUGAACUGGAAGCCCUGCAGAUGUGCACAGGUUAUAUCGCCGGAUUUGUAGACUUGGAGGUGAGCAACAGACCAGACCUCUAUGAUGUGUUCGUGAAUCUGGCAGAGAGUGAGAUUACCAUUGCUCCCCUUGCAAAAGAGGCCAUGGCAAUGGGCAAACUUCACAAAGAAAUGGGUCAGCUAAUUGUUCAGUCUGCAGAAGAUCCAGAAAAAUCAGACAGCCAGGUUAUACAGUGCUGGUGGCCUGGCCAGAUGUGAGCAGGAAGAGUGGACCGAUCUUGCUCUAAGAACCUGAACACAAGAGACUCUGGGGCCACCUCUUUCCUACCACGUGAAUCCUCAUUGCCCUCCUAUCCCCCAGCAUUAGAGAAAAGACAUUGUUAAAAUAACAGCAAAAUAUGUAAAUGUGAGUUUUGCAUUACUGUGUUGUUCACAGACUAAAAGUGCUACCUAGAUGACUUAAUAAUGUAAGAGACCUUGGGGAAGGCAAGUGAAAGUGCUGGGAAUGUUGUAAGGGUUCAAAAAUAUAUGAAUGAAUUACUGAUGUCAGCAAACAAGGAAGACCUGAUUUUUUUUCUUUUUGCACUCUGAUGCCCAGGCUGGAGUACAGUGGUGUGAUCUUGGCUCACUGCAACCUCCACCUCCCAGGUUCAAAUGAUUCUCCUGCCUGAGCCUCCCAAGUAGCUGGGAUUACAGGUGCCUGCCACCAUACCUGUCUAAUCUUGUAUUUUUAGUAGAGAUGAGGUUUCACUAUGUUGGCCAGGCUGGUCUCAAACUCCUGCCCUCGAGUGCUUCGUUUGCCCCAGCCUCCCAAAGUGCUGGCAUUACCAGUGUGAGUCACUGUGCCCGGCCAGAAGACAUGAUUUGAAUGAGCGCUUUAGUGAGUCCUCAGCCACCCAAAAGGAAUAAAGCCUGCGUGGCAGGUGCCAGGCAGAAGAGGACUUUUGGGAAAUUUCUUCAAAAAACAAUAGCAGCAUUUCUCAAAAAGUUAAACAUUGAGUUACCAUAUAAUUUAGCAAUGCUGUUUCUGGGCAUAUACCCAAAAUAGUUGAAAGCAGGGAUUCGGCCAGGUGUGGUGGCUCAUGCCUAUAAUCCCAGCACUUUGCGAGGCAGAGGUGGGUGGACCCCCUUAGGUCAGGAGUUCAAGACCAGCCUGGCCAACAUGGCGAAACCCUCUCUCUACUAAAAAUACAAAAUUAGCCAGGCGUGGUGGUGGGUGCCUAUAAUUGCAGCUUGGGAGGCUGAGGCAGGAGAAUCGCUUGAACUUGGGAGACGGAGGUUGCAGUGACCCAAGAUUGCACGAUUGCACUCCAGCCUAGGCAAUAAGAGUGAAACCUCAUCUCAAAAAAAAAAAAAAAAAAAAAAGUCCAGUAAAAAUACAGUAUUAUUACCUUAUGGGUCUACCAUUGUAUAUGUGGUCCCUGGUUGACCAAAACGUCAUUAUGUGGUACAUGACUGUAUUUGUAUGGAAAUAUCCAUAAUAGUGUUGCUCACAGUAGCCAAAAGGUAGAAGCAGCCCAGUGUCCUUCAGAUGAAUGGGUAAGCAAAAUGUAGUCUUUCUAUAUGAUGGAAUAUUAGCCUUAAAAAGGAAUGGAAUAUUUUGAAUGUGGCUUUGUUGGUGGGGAAAAAAAAGGAAUAGAAUUCUGAUACAUGCUGCAACAUAGAUGAACCUUGAAAACAUGCUAAUGAAAUAAGCCAGACACUAACGGGUGAAAGUAUGAGUCCACUUACACGAACUAUCUAGAGCAGACAGUUUCACAGAGGUAGAAAGUAGAAUAGAGGUUACCAGAGGCUCAGCGAGAGGAAACUGGGUUCUGGUUUAAUGGAUACAGUUUCUGCUUGGGCUGGUGAAAGUGCGGGAACCGGGCUGAUGGCUGUGCAGCUGCAGAUGUACUUAAUGCCGCCGAACUAGACACAUGAAAUGGCUAAAAUGAGUUUAAAAAUCUGUGACAUUGAUUUUUCUAAGUUAUUUUGUUUCAUUUUUCUUUAAAAAGAAUUAUCAGGCUAGGCACAAUGGCAUAGGUAUCCUAGCAGUUUGGGAGGCCGAGGUGGGCAGAUCACUUGAGCCCAGGACUUUGAGACCAGCCUGGGCAACAUGGUGAAACCCUAUCUGUACAAAAAUAUUUAAAAAUUAGCUGGGUGUGGUGGCGUGCACCUGUAGUUCCAGCUCCUCGGGGGGCUGAGGUGGGUGGAUCACUUGAGCCUGGGAGGUCAAGGCUGCAGUGAGCCAUGAUUGCACCACUGCACUCCAACCUGGGUGACGAAGUGAGACCCUGUCUCAAAAACAAAAGCAGAAAACACGAGUUAUCUCUUAGUGGUUUGUUUUUGAGACAGGGUUGCCCAGGCUGGAGUGCAAUGGCAUGAUCAUAGCUCACUGCAGCCUCUAACUCCUGGCUCAAGCCGUCCUCCCGCCGCAGUCUCCCAAAGUGCUGGGAUUACAGGCAUGAGCUCAUUCACGCCAAGCUCAUUUUUCAUAAUUUACAAACAGUCUGAUAAAAUAGAAGGAAGAAUUCUAGACACUAAAGUUUUGGAUACUAACAUGUUGCA